AUGACUUCAAAGAAUAUGGUCCCCAAUCCCGUACCAAGGUUAUACGAGUCUGUGGUUGAGGAAGUAAUCUCUAAAGUGCGGGACUCGGUGCUGGAUGAAGGACUAGACGAGAGCGUUCUUUGUGACUUGAAAGCGCUCUGGACAAAGAAACUCGAAGAAUCGAAAGCAAUGAGCGGGCCCGAACCUACCAACGAGUAUCGUUCCUACGUUGGUCGCCACGGCCCACCCGGCGACACUCCCAACAUUUAUCAUCCUCAUCCGCAGCAAGCCCCUCUUCAUCGUCAGCCACCUUAUCGCCACAUCCAGCAGCAGCAGAUUCCUCAUCCAAGACUCGGCCCGCGAGUCAUGCCGCUGCCUGGAAUUCCCACACCACUGCCACAACCAAUACCUCAGCCUGUGAUGCGUCCCCACCCAACCCAGGCAUACAACCCGCGGAUGCCCGCCCGAGCGAGCCAUCACCCCCAUCCGAUUCCCGCCAGUUCGCCGAUGGCGUUGCAUCCGCAGCACGGACCUAUCCCUCCCCACAGCCAGUCGCCCCACUCCUAUCCGAAUGAGCACCCAAACCCCUCGCAAACGCCAACACCCCCACUUCACCCACAUCACCCAGCAUCUCGCAAUGCGCCUCGCCACAUAAGCCCACAUAUUAUCCGCCAAAAUCAUACUAUUCAGCGCCACGGUCUCCCCAUUUCAUCUCCAGCUCCUCAAAUGCAACACCAAAGUGUCAUUCAAGCAAAUCAUUAUCGUCCUGGACAGGUCGACGGAGCGAUAGACACAGAUUCUUCCGAUUUAGACUCCAGCUCCGACGAAGAACCUCCACCAGCGCCAUAUACUCAAGAAGACGCUGAGCCACUCAAUUCCGACGAUGAUGUCUCAGAUUCUAACGAUAAUGAAAUCUUCGAAACAGAAAAUAUUGUAAUUUGCCAAUUCGACAAAAUCGCUCGGGUCCGAAACAAGUGGCGCUUCCAGCUCGUGAAUGGUAUCAUGACCCUGAAUGGAAAGGACUACGUUUUCCAAAAAGCCACUGGAGAUGGAGAGUGGUGA
Oikopleura dioica is the source of this 1041-nucleotide messenger RNA. The record is from the annotation of a GenBank genome assembly. NCBI's taxonomy places the organism in Eukaryota, Metazoa, Chordata, Appendicularia, Copelata, Oikopleuridae.